UAUUGGGAAAUCGUAGUAGAUGCAGAGACGGAUGGCUAAAGUCCUUCUCCGAAAAUGGCAAAAUUUUCGUACAAUCUUAGUGAGAAAACUUAAACAAAAACAGAUGGGAGAAUAUGUACAACAAUACUAUUUAUACGAACACAUGAAAUUUAUCAUUCCGUAUUUGAAGAAAUCAUAUGAGCCUGAUGCGAUAAAAAGAACCAUUAAGAAAAAAGUGGACGAAGAAGAGGACGCCGAUAUAAAUGAGACAGACUCACAUCAAAGUACAGAGGAUAGUGCCAUCAUUCCCGAAAAUGAUAUCGACGAUCCAGUUUAUUUUGAAGAAGAAGAGGAAUAUGAAAUGAGUCCACCUAGGAAAGUAAAGAAGUCGGAUAGCUUUGAGGAGGAACCCGAAUCCAUUGGUAUUGAUGAGUACAUUGAUGCAAUCAACCAUCAAAGUGAAACGAAGUCGAAUAAUUUGGCUGGCAAUGCAUUAGUCAAACCCGAGUCCACAACAACCAGUCGCCCUUCAACUUCAGUUGCAGCGACGCAAGUACAUAGAAAACUUAACCGUUUAGAAGAAAGUGAUAAUCCAAAGAGGCAGUUUAUUCUCAGUUUGUUGCCAGACCUCUACGACAUGAACAACACGCAGAUGCGGAAAUUUAAAUCUAAAGUUUUAAUGCUGGUCAGUGAAAUUUUGGACGAAAAUGCCACCUGAUUUGAUAGAUUUAUUAAUAUUUUAGGAUUAAAUUUUAUGUUAAAUAUAAUGGAUUUUCGUGAUCUGUUAAGAAAUAAUCGUAUAAAAUGAAAAUAUUAUUUUUUUUUAACUAAAUAAAAGUUUGUAAAGAUUUAUCUUCAGUAUGUCGUAUUUUGUUGAAACACAUACAUACAUACACAAGUAUGUAUGGAGCCAAGUCCUUCUCCACUUGGUGUUUCCAUUGCAGUAAGGGCUCGCUCUUCCUCUGGUACCACCAGCGAGUGCCGAGGUUAAUACUUCCAGAGCAGGGAUGUCGUUUGGAUCUAAAUAGAUCCAAUUGGAUACAUUUUUGGACGAAUUUUUGCGAGAUACUUGUUUUUUCCGAUCAGU
This is a messenger RNA of Rhagoletis pomonella (apple maggot), 1066 nucleotides long. RefSeq lists its product as uncharacterized. The coding region runs from base 20 to 697 and encodes 225 amino acids. Gene Ontology annotation, molecular function: DNA binding. Lineage: Eukaryota; Metazoa; Arthropoda; Insecta; Diptera; Tephritidae. The transcript has 2 exons. The record is from RefSeq and is a predicted model, not a curated record.